Molecule: messenger RNA, 3759 nt
Organism: Rhincodon typus (whale shark)
Lineage: Eukaryota; Metazoa; Chordata; Chondrichthyes; Orectolobiformes; Rhincodontidae
Product: chromodomain-helicase-DNA-binding protein 8-like
Exons: 15
Coding region: 87-2741 (884 amino acids)
Source: RefSeq, a predicted model, not a curated record
AGGCACAGGCUCGCUGUCACAGGAUCGGACAGAGUAAGGCAGUGAAGGUGUAUCGCUUGAUUACCCGGAACUCAUACGAGAGGGAGAUGUUUGACAAGGCCAGCCUGAAGCUGGGCCUAGACAAAGCUGUCCUGCAGUCAAUGAGUGGCCGGGAGAACGCUGUCAAUGGGAUCCAACAGUUUUCUAAAAAAGAGAUUGAAGACUUGCUGCGGAGAGGAGCAUACGGAGCCAUCAUGGAUGAGGAAGACGAAGGCUCCAAGUUCUGUGAGGAGGACAUUGAUCAGAUCCUGUCCCGAAGGACCACCACCAUCACCAUUGAGACUGAGGGCAAGGGAUCCACGUUUGCGAAGGCCAGUUUUGUUGCGACGGGGAACCGGACGGACAUUGCUCUGGAUGAUCCCAACUUCUGGCAGAAAUGGGCGAAGAAGGCGGAUAUCGACCUGGACAUGGUGAACCGGAGGAAUAACCUGGUGAUCGAUACCCCGCGGGUUCGGAAACAGACCCGGCCGUUUAACACCACCAAAGAUGAUGAUGUGGAAUUCUCGGAGAUGGACAGCGAUAACGAUGAGAGGCCCAGGUCCCGGAGAUCGUACGAUCGGCGCCACGGUUAUGGCCGUACGGAGUGUUUCAGGGUGGAGAAGAACCUACUGGUCUAUGGCUGGGGCCGCUGGAAGGAUAUCCUCGCUCACGGACGCUUCAAACGCCGGAUGACGGAACGUGACGUGGAAGUGAUCUGCCGAACCAUCCUUGUCUACUGCCUGCUGCACUACCGGGGAGACGAGAAGAUCAAGGGCUUUAUAUGGGACCUGAUUACUCCGACUGAGAAUGGACAGACCAAGGAGCUGCAGAACCAUUCCGGACUCUCAGCUCCUGUUCCCAGAGGCCGUAAGGGUAAGAAGGUGAAGAACCAGGGCAGCUCCUUUGACGUACAGAAGGCUGUGUGGAUCCGAAAGUGUAACCCCGACAUCCUGCUGCACGACGACAGCUACAAGAAGCACCUCAAACACCACUGCAACAAGGUCCUGCUGCGAGUGCGAAUGCUGUACUACCUAAAGCAGGAAGUGAUCGGUGACCAGUCUGACAGCGUCCUGAAUGGAGCAGAUAUCAAUGAUAUUGAUGUGUGGAUCCCAGAGGUGGACACGAUGGAAGUGCCUGCUGAUUGGUGGGAUGAAGACGCUGAUAAGUCGCUGCUGGUUGGAGUCUUCAAGCACGGUUAUGAGAAAUAUAACACGAUCCGUGCAGACCCUGCUCUCUGUUUCCUGGAGCAGGUCGGGCGGCCGGAUGAGAAGGCCAUCGCAGCCGAACAGAGAGGGACCGAUAACUUCGGUGACAUCGGUGACAGCGGGGAUUUUGAGCGGGAUCUAGAGGACCCAGAGUACAAGCCCCUCAUCCUGGGGAGAGAACAGCGUGACGAUGACGGCGAUGUAAUGGUGCUGGAUGAGGACAUUUCAGUGGACGGUGAUGAUGGUGUGAGCCUGCACAGCCAGUCUCAGUACUGGCCCACCCCGUCGGUGCUGACCGCGCGCCUGCGCCGGCUGGUCACAGCGUACCAGCGCACGUACAAGCAGGAGCAGCAGAAGAGCGAGGCAGUGGAGAAGGGGGAUCGGAGACGGCGGCGAUGUGAGGCGGCCUUCAAGCUGAAAGAAAUCGCAAGGCGAGAAAAGCAACAAAAGUGGACGAGCCGGGAGGAGACUGACUUUUACAGAGUGGUGUCAACGUUCGGCGUGGAGUUUGACCCUCAGCGGCGGCAGUACCAGUGGGAGCGGUUCCGUGCCAUCGCCAGGUUGGACAGGAAGACCGAUGAAACUCUCACCAAGUACCUACAGAUGUUCAUGGCCAUGUGUCGCAGGGUGUGUGGGCUGCCGCUGGAGGAGGGGGAAGAGUACCCAGACAUGAGCCGGCAGGUGAAGCAGCUGACGGAGGAGCGUGCCAGGCGAUCCCUGUACCGGCUGGAGCUGCUGCGGAAGGUGCGGGAGCAGGUCCUGUACCACCCGCAGCUGGAGGAACACCUGAGGCUGUGCCAGGCCUGGCCCGAGCUGCCCGAGUGGUGGGAGAGCGGCCGCCACGACCUGGAGCUGCUCACUGGAGCCGCCCGCCAUGGCCUGUGCCGCCCUGACUGCCACCCGAUGGACGACCCCGAGCUCUCCUUCCGCGCCUGCCGCCGGAGCCACCGCCAGCGAGGGGCCGGCUCCCGCAGUUCCACCCCUCUCCCCCCGGCCCCGGGGCGGGUUCCCGCCGAGGGGGAGGUGGAGGGGACCCCCCGCAGCCCACCGCCUGAGCAGACCGGCCCCCGCCAUGACCGCCCGUCCGAGAAGGGGACCGCCUCCCGGGCGCCGCCAGACGACUGGGCCAAGGAAUCCGACUGGGAUUCGGACAAGUCCUCGUCGGUGGGCAGCUCGCCGGCCAGCCUUUCUGAGGACAGCGACGACGAAGACAAGGACGACAAGCCGGCUUCUGAGGGUCCAUCACGCUCGAAGACCUACGACGAGGAGAGCAUGAUCUCUGUGAACACUUCCCGGGAUGAGACCCAGGAUGGGUUUGUGAACGAGGACUUGGAGCCCACCCUGGGGGACUUCCUACAAGACAGGCUGCGGUUUCCAGCUCCCGACUGGCCCAAGGUAAGAGCAGAUGGUGACUCCUUCCUCCCCAUUCAGUGCCAAACAAUUGAUGGGAGAGGACAGGCACUCGUUGAGGAAUUUGCGACAUGUUUGAGGAGCGGCGAGUUGGGUGAACGUCCUUAAAGUAACGACCCAGAACGCCCUCACCAGCAUUUUCGGAGGGUGCACGGAUACUUUGGAGAGGGGACAGAGAAAGAUUACCCGGAUGGUGCGUGGUGUUGGCGGGGGGUGAAUUUUAGCUGAAGGAAGGUCGGACAGACUGGGUUUGUUCUCACUGGGACACAGGAGGUUGAGGGAGCGACCUGAUAGAAGUUUAUAAGAUUGAGAAUGGGAUGGACAGAGGGGGAAGUAUCAAGCUUUAUCCCCAGAUCGGAGGGUCAGUUACUAGGUUCAGGAUGAGAGGGGAGGAAGUUUGAAAGAGAGAUGUAUGAGGCAGGUUUUUCACACAAAAAGGGUGGUGAGUGCCUGGAACGUGCUGCCAGAGGAGGUGGUGGAAGCAGAUACAAUAGCAACAUUCAAGAAACACCUGGAUAAAUACACGAAUAGGAAGGGAAUAGAAAGAUGUGGAUCCUGUAAGUGAAGGCGGUUUUACUCUGGAAGGGCGCAGUGUGUCAGUGCAGACUUGGAGAGCCGAAUGGCCUGCUCCUCUGGUGUAUUGUUCUUCGCCAACCAGACGUGCCUGUAUUUGGUAAUUCCCCGUCUCCCAGCAGCCGCUCAGUGGAUGGAAUUGCUGAGUGGAUAAGUGUGAGGUUAUCCAUUUCAGUCAGGGGAACAGAAAGGCCGCGUACUAUCAAAACGGGGCGGGAAGGCGCCGAGCUUUCGGUGCAGAGGGAUCUGCGUGUCCCCUGUGCAUGAGCCGCAGAUACUUCGCACACAGGGAGAGCAGGAAAUGAGGAAGGCAGAUGGAAUAUUGGCACUUAAUGCGAAAGGAAUAGAGUGUGAAAGUGUUGCUGCAACGUCACAAGGCAUUAGUGAGACUGAACCUGGAGUAUUGUGUACAGUUCUGGUCUCCUUAUGGGAGGAGGAAUGCACUUGUAUUGGAGGCAGAUAGGAGGAUGUUCACCCGGUUGAUUCCAGAGUUCGUUAGGCCACUUUGGAAUGCUGUGUUUAAUUCUGGUCUCCCUGCUAUAGGAAGGAUAUU